UCAAGCUCCACUCGUAGAAAUCAAGUUGGUGGACUCAACUGGAAACUUGUCGUUCCGGUCUUCGAUUUUGUCGGCGCUGUUCCAUGUCCUGACCCGACAAGACCCGCGCGCGUUUUGUGAGCUUAUCAUGGAUUCGGAAGCCCCGUCGUGGAGGAUGCGAGGGAGCUAACAUUUAGAGAAAACAACAACAACAACAACAGCAGCAGCAGACGACAAGAGCAGAGAGAGCAUGGCGGCGGUCCCGGAGGGCGGCUGCUCCCUGGAGCUGAGCAACUGGAAUGCGAGCGGCGCCUCGGUCCCCUGCAACCAGAGCGUCGUCAAGCUGGCGCCGUACUCCCCCGAAGCCACGGCGGCCUUCGCCACCGCCAUUACCCUGAUGGUGGUCUUCACCAUCGUGGGGAACAUCAUGGUGAUCAUCGCCGUGCUGACCAGCCACUCGCUGCGAGGCCCGCAGAACCUCUUCCUGGUGUCGCUGGCGGCGGCGGACAUCUUGGUGGCCACUCUCAUUAUCCCCUUCUCGCUGGCCAAUGAACUUCUGGGCUACUGGUACUUCAAGUCUCUGUGGUGUGAGAUCUACCUGGCCCUGGACGUGCUCUUUUGCACCUCCUCCAUCGUGCACCUGUGCGCUAUCUCUCUGGACCGCUACCUGUCCAUCUCCAGGGUCACGUACGGCCGCCAGCGGACUCCCAGACGCAUCAAAGCCGCCAUCGUGGUCGUGUGGCUCAUCUCCGCCGUCAUCUCCUUCCCCCCGCUGCUGUCCCUCAACAAGAGCGAGGCGGGCGACCCCGCCGGCGAGCGGGGGCCUCAGUGCGAGCUCAACGACGAGCGCUGGUACAUCCUCUACUCCACCAUCGGCUCCUUCUUCGCCCCGUGCCUCAUCAUGAUCCUGGUCUACGUCAGAAUCUACCAAAUCGCCAAGCAGCGAACGCGGUGCCCCCCGGGGGAGCCGCGCAAGGACGGGGUCGGCGCCGCCACGCCGAGUCAGCCCGAGCGGCAAUUGCAUGCCAACGGUAAGGAAGAGGACGAGAAAACGUCCAAAGCCAGACCCCCCACCCUCGCCAUCACGCCGUCCCCGUCAGGAGGGCAGCCAGAACCCUCCCGGGACCCCAACCCGAAUAAUCUGCAGCCCCCACCUCCUCCUUCUGCGGCAGUCGCCAGUUUGCACGCGCCCUCCGCACCUCAGCCGAAAGGGGGCGGCGAGAAGUUCAGGGGGCGAAAACGAAGCAAAUCCGACAACAACAACGGCGACAGCUCCAGCACGGACAGCGAGGCCAGCAACGGAGGGGGCCGGGGCAGCGCCAGCAUGCCGGGCUCGCCCGCGGGCGGGGGCACCCGCACCCCGGGUUCCGUCGAGCGCUACAGGAACGUGGUCGCCACUUCAAAGGGGGCGCGGCUGGUGCCAGGCAGGAAGUCCAAAAUCGACAACAACCCCGGGGCGGCUCGGCGCAAAGCCGUGGUCAACAGGGAGAAACGCUUUACGUUCGUGCUCGCCGUGGUCAUCGGCGUCUUCGUGGUGUGCUGGUUCCCCUUCUUCUUCUCCUACUCGCUCCAGGCAGUGUGCCCCCAAACCUGCGCCAUACCCGACCCGCUUUUUAAGUUCUUCUUCUGGAUCGGUUACUGCAACUCCUGCCUCAACCCGGUCAUCUACACCAUCUUCAACAAAGACUUUAGGAAGGCUUUCAAAAAGAUUCUGUGCAGAAGCACCAAGGGGACUUUCUUUUAG
This is a messenger RNA of Syngnathoides biaculeatus (alligator pipefish), 1723 nucleotides long. RefSeq names its product adrenoceptor alpha 2B (gene adra2b). NCBI's taxonomy places the organism in Eukaryota, Metazoa, Chordata, Actinopteri, Syngnathiformes, Syngnathidae. The coding region runs from base 230 to 1723 and encodes 497 amino acids. The transcript has 3 exons. Gene Ontology annotation, biological process: adenylate cyclase-activating adrenergic receptor signaling pathway. Gene Ontology annotation, cellular component: membrane. The record is from RefSeq and is a predicted model, not a curated record. Gene Ontology annotation, molecular function: adrenergic receptor activity.